AAUGAAAGCAAUACUAGUAUUAUCUAUUACAUUAAUGACAUUGAACUCUUAAUUUAUUAAGACAUCCACUCUAAAUUUGGUAAGAGAGUUGAUUUAAUUUAUCAAAGUGUGAUGCUCAUAUCUACUUACGACCAGACAUCUAUUAUGUAUAAGGAAGUGCAACAACAAAUAUUGAGCCAACUUAAGCAGUAGUAACUUUGGAAGUAGAAGUAAAGGAAGAGAAGGCUUAGAAUGCUUUACAAUAAGCAGCCUCAAUAGCUGAUGAUGCUAUCAAGUAUAUAUGAUAGACUUAAUUGGAUAGAGCUAUUAAAGAGAACUGCAAAGGAGAAUUGAAGAUUCAAACAGCAGAUUUCACUAUUUCACCACAUAAAGAGUACAGUCAGAAUUAACCUUACUAUGUGACAUUUUCAGGAUUUAUUGUAAUCAAUAGGAUAACAGUGGAAACACUCAAUAUUAGUGAUGUAGGAAAGUAAGAUAUUGUAUUAAAUAUUAGAAUUAUUGAUAUAGCAGUGAAACAUAAAGUAAAUAAGGUUAAUGGAAUUCAAUUUGAUGUAAGUAAAGAAGAAAAGAAAAGAUUGAAAGAUGUUCUUGUUGAAUAAGCUAUUGAAGAUGCUAAACAUACAGUAGUAAAUUAAAAUUAUCUUAGGCUAAUGUUGUAUUAAAGGAAUUGAAUAUGAGAGUUGAAUCAGUCAAGUCUGUUCAAAUAUUAGAAAAUUAUGGAUAUGGAGUUAGCACUUAAAUGGAUUAAUAAGUUAGUGUAGGAUUUGUAAUAAACCAUAUAGAUUAAUGAG
Molecule: messenger RNA, 791 nt
Organism: Paramecium pentaurelia
Lineage: Eukaryota; Ciliophora; Oligohymenophorea; Peniculida; Parameciidae
Source: the annotation of a GenBank genome assembly